GGAUGACGAGGAGAAGCUCCACUUUCUCUUCUACAGUGUGAUCUCUCGUUGAAGGUAUUGGAUCCUUGCGCAUGCUAUUUAUCGAUAGAUUGCGCUUCACAGUGAAGUAGUCAAUAGGAGGAGAGGCCUUUCCUCGCAAUCUCGCACCUGGGAAGGAGAAUUAGGACAGGACAGACACCUGGUUCAAUCAACCGCCUCGUCAAGAUGUCGGCCCUCUUCAAUUUCCAGUCACUGCUGCUGGUCUUCCUGCUCGUCAUCUGCACGAGCACUUAUGCCCAUUCGAUCAUGCCGGGAAUCAUGGACCGCAAUCAGAACGGCUUCUUCGGUAUUUUCUGGAAAUGUGCUCGCAUCGGUGAACGGCUGAGUCCUUACGUCAGUAUCUGCUGCGUGGUGAUGGCUGUUUCGAUCUUCUUCGGCGGCUGAUAGAGUGGUCUCGUCUCACGAGUUCAGGAAUUGCAUGGUCGGCUUCACCAGGCAGGGGCGUUAUAGUUUUGAAGUUCUACUUUCACUGUGCGAUUCAUGUGGCAUACAGUUUUGUGUGAUCUUUUCUUUUUCUUGAAUUGCGGAAAUAAUGGAUUCUGUACAUGACAUCGGCAAAAAUUGCGGUUUAAAUCCCACGAUGUAUAUCCCGUGCCUGUUUGGACGCCUCAAAC
Messenger RNA from Aspergillus homomorphus CBS 101889, 653 nucleotides. RefSeq names its product protein kish. The record is from RefSeq and is a predicted model, not a curated record. The transcript has 4 exons. NCBI's taxonomy places the organism in Eukaryota, Fungi, Ascomycota, Eurotiomycetes, Eurotiales, Aspergillaceae. Gene Ontology annotation, biological process: protein secretion; intracellular transport. The coding region runs from base 205 to 423 and encodes 72 amino acids.